This is a messenger RNA of Suncus etruscus (white-toothed pygmy shrew), 3309 nucleotides long. It is a transcript of the gene SYCP2, whose product is annotated as synaptonemal complex protein 2. Lineage: Eukaryota; Metazoa; Chordata; Mammalia; Eulipotyphla; Soricidae. The transcript is spliced from 27 exons. The coding region runs from base 1 to 2997 and encodes 998 amino acids. The record is from RefSeq and is a predicted model, not a curated record.
AUGUGUGGUGCCAAGGAUCAGCCUUAUGCAAGACCAACAAGCACCUUGCUGCUGUACUGCCUCUCCAGACCCCACAAGUACUUGCAGUACUUCAUUCAAGAACAGUUUGAUUAUAAUGUGCUUUCCUUGAAAGAAUCAAAGAAACUUCUGACUAUAAUUCUCAAAACUAUAGUAAAAAUUAGUAAAAUAGCAGGGAAACAAUUGCUUUUUUAUUUUGAUGCAUCAUUAGACAUCAUUAACGUGACUCAAAAAAUUUUUGGCGCCAAUAAAUACAGGGAAUUUACCAAAAAACAAAGCUUUUCAAUUGCUAAAACAUCUGUGCAUGUAAUUUUUGAUGAAAGUGGAUCACAGAAUCCAGUGCCAAAAAGUCAAAACUCUCCAGUAAGAGAUCUGUCCAAUCUGAAAGAAAAAUCUGACUCCCAAAUCGAAAUUGCUAAACUUCUGAAAUGUACCAAAAACAGCCUUCAUGGGGAGAGCAAAAAUAAUCAACCUCAGAUCGUUAAACAUAGAAAAAGGAAAAUAUCUGAAGCAUCAAUAAUUGUUCCUGGUUCGGAUAGAUACACUGUGAGAAGUCCAAUAUUUUUAAUCAACACACCAACAGAACGAAGAAAAAGAAGUAAAUCACCAGUGCCAGUGAUGAGAUCUAUAGAAAAACCUGAUCUAUGUAGAACAUUGGAAAACAAAGUGGAUAAUGCAGUAUCAAUGAAAUCUAGACCAUCUGAAGGAAGAAAAAGAGACAAUAUUUCAGACAAACUCAUGAAACCUGCACAGAUUGUUGGAAAGCAAACAGAAAAGGAUAUUGAAAGCCCAAACCAAAGUUUCAAUGAACUCUCUGAUAUGCCUCCUGAUUCACAGACAGUGGGAAAAAUAGGAGAGUCGAUGUUACCUGGUGUUUUGAACAGCUGUGGAAAUAAGAUGCAGUCUAAACUGGCAUGUUGGACCCCUAUAAUGAAUAUUAAACUAUGUAAAAAACAACAAGAAAGUGCUUCAUCAGAAGACUCUUUCAAUCAAGAAAUUGUUCUUAACAAAAAUCAUACUAAAGAAAAAUCAUCCACUUCAAUAUCUGAUGAUAAUUAUGAAGAGACAGAAAGGAUGCCAGAGAGGAAAGAAAUAAUGAAGCAAAGCAAAAAAGAGAAAGCAGAAAUAGAAGAUUUGGAAAGAAACUGUCAGCAAGGGCUAAAUUAUUCUAAACAGAAAAAUAUUGCAUAUACCAAUCAGAGUGGCUGUCUUAUUGAGCCUGAAAUAACUCUGAAAUCAGUUCACUUAAAUAAGACCAUUGAAGAGUCUCUGACCUAUAGGAAGAGAUACAUAUUGUCAAAAGAUGUGACUCAUGAUGCUUCUGAGAAAAGUCCUAGAAAAAGUGCGGAAAGUCAUACUAGACAAUCAAGGAAAGGGUCAACAUCCAAACUUAAUUCCUGGGUUUUGGAAAAGGUGAAAAAGAAAGAAGAAUCAAAAGAGAAUAGAUUUACUGAUGCAGCAGAAUCCUUGAUAAACCAAAUUAAUAAGAGAUACACACCAAAGGAAAGCAUGCUAUCUGCAAGAAGAUCAAAGGAAUCUUCGGUUGAGAAUGAUUUUUCAAACAAGUCUGAUCUACUACUCAGGAAGGAAAAGGUUCAGAAAAAAACUUACCGACAAUUGAAGACUACUCUUGUUAAUGUUGCUCCUCAAUGUCCAUUGAAUGAUGUUUACAACUUUAAUUUGAAUGGAGCUGAUGAACCUGUUAUAAAACUUGGGAUUCAAGAAUUGCAAGCUACAGAAGCCUACAUGGAAAAUUCAAUAAAAUUGACUGGCUUAAGGAAUCACAAUAAUACUCUCAAAACAAAAGAUAAAAGGGUAAAAAAUCAGAAAAGUAAAAAUGUCUUUAGUGAUAGUGACACAGAAAUCAGAUGUGAUGACAGCAAGACUGAUGUUAGCUGGCUAAAAGAACCAAAAAAGCCACAGCUAAUGGACUACAGCAGAACUGCAAAGGAGAAGAGGCGGAAACCUACAAAAGCAAAUGUAGAGGAAAGAACAGAAAGGGUUUUGACUCAUAAUUAUGACCGCAUAAGAAAAUUUUCAUCACCUUAUCAAAAAAUUCCAUCACCUGAGUCAGUGAAGAAUAAAUCUGGAGUUGAAGGUUCCACAGAGUCUCCCAUAAACCAUGAGAAGAAUUUCCUACAUACAAGAAAAUGUUGCUCACCAAUUCCUAAGUGCUUUUCUUUGGAGAGCUCUUCGCAGUCUUCGUUGUUCUUGUCUAGUAAUAGAAGAGAGAAAGCAGAGCAGAGCCUGCCCCCUGUCACCACCACACAGGAAUCAGGCCCUACACAUCUUACUCGCAAACGACUGUACCUAGAAGACAACCUAAGUAAUUUAAAAGAAACAGAGGAACAAGAGGAAGGAAGAGGAAGCUGUAUCCCUGCAAAACAGUCUAAAACUGAAGAUCUAGAGCCUCACUUUGACCCAAGAAAUAACUUAUGUAUUCCUGAGGAGCACUGGGAAGUUGAAAAUUCAAAUGUAGAAAUGAUUUAUGAGAAAGCCAAUACUGAAAUUAAGAAGAAAGUUAAGAUUCAUGAGAAACUGAUGAAGUAUUUUACUAAAGAGUCUUGGAAAACAGCACAACAACAUGUAAACUCAGUGAAACAUCACAUUCAGGAAUAUAGGAUAAAAAAACUUGAUAAAUUUCAAUUCAUCAUCAUAGAAGAGCUUGAGAAAUUUGAAAGAGAUUCACAAACUUUAAAAAAUUUGGAGCAAGAAUUUGCGGAAUUUUGGGAAAAGAUAUAUCAGAAAUUCACUUCCUAUCAAAAAUGUGAACAGCAGAGGCUUCACCUUUUGAAAACUUCUUUGGAGAAAAAUGUCUUCUACAACACUGAUUAUGAAGAAACUGUUUUUAAAGCUGAGAUGUGUUCAAUGAAAGAGGACAUGAAAAUGCUCCAAGAAAGACUUCUUAAGGAAAUGCAAGAAGAGGAUCUUCUAAAUGUACGCAAAGGACUGGUGUCAUUAUUUAUGACUUAUGAAUGACAUCAUUGUCCAUAGCGGAAGAGAAAGCCUGAUGAGUCAGCGGACAGAGGGAAAAAUACAUGACUCGGGGGCCCUUCAAAGAACCAGCACCUUAGACAUGACAAAGAGCAGCCAUUACCUCACCACUUGACACAUUAUUUAGAACAUUUUGGGGGGAAACCAAAUAAUAAAGGGAAUGUGAUUUUUAUAUUUGCCUUAGAUAUACACUAUCAUAUUGAGUUAACUGAACUCACUAAACUUGUUUAAUAAACUAAAAUGUAUGAGAUAUAUCUUAAAUGAAUACAGUUUGAGCUAAAUUACUAUUUUAGACGA